Messenger RNA from Closterium sp. Yama58-4, 4380 nucleotides. Lineage: Eukaryota; Viridiplantae; Streptophyta; Zygnematophyceae; Desmidiales; Closteriaceae. The record is from the annotation of a GenBank genome assembly.
AUGACGGACAUUGAUUGGCCCGAAGAUCCUCAAAAUGACGCAUUCAAGGAAACUGCCAAUAUGUGCGCUUCAAGCGACUCUGGCUCCAAACCAAGCGCCUCUGCACUGGGUGCUAAGAUUCAGAUUCCUGAGCCGAAAUCCGUGCGCAAGGAUCGUCGCGUCAGCGCUGCCUGGAACGAGGCUUUCUUCAACAAGAACGCAGAAUCGCUUCUGGACCUGGACGAUGACGAGGACCAGCUCGCGCCAGAUCUCCCUCCCGUCGAUCUGUCUUUCCUUCCCAUGUUUACCGCCCCCCUUUCCGGAGACGCAACUGCUAACGAAUCCGGCAAUACUCCGAAGGAUGAUCGGGACCCGACAUGUAGUGAAUCAGGUGGUACCGCUGAACACCAGCGGAUGACGAGCGAGCAGAAAGUAGCCGCGAUAAUAGAAAAGAGCAGCACGAGCGACUGCGCGGAGGUCUCGAAGAGUGCGACAAGGGGAGGGUUGGAUCAGGGCCCGUCAAGUACACGACUCAAGCUGCCUGGCGCCGCACCUCGAUUUCAUUCUUCGAAUGCGAAGACGGCAAAUGGAGCAGGAGCCUCCCCCGCUCCAGGAGCGAAGACUCCCGCUGCUUCGAGCAGGACUCCCAAGUCAGCGAUGACAACAGCGCCGGGUACAGGCCGACAGCAGAGCGUGGGAGCGAGCGCUUCUAGGCUCGCAAAGCAAGGUAGCGGUGGGUGCGCUGUCGGCGGUGUCGGUUCGUGCAGCCUGUCGAAGCAUGGCGGUAGCACCGCCUCACACGCGGGAACGGCAGAGAGGAGCAAGAGGGCGUCGGCGACGUCUAGUAGCUCUUCUCACUCCCGUCAGGCGGCAUCGUGUGGGGUUCCCAGCAAAGGAGGAGCCGGGGCCAGCGCGUGCGCUGCGAGAGUGGAUCUGCACAGCCGCUUUGAGUCGUCCACAGACGUUGAGGACUCGACCGACGCUGGGCAAUCGCGCCGACCUGAGGAAGAAGAGUCGCUCAAUGAGGCCCAAUCGCAUGCGGUUUCUGUGAGUGGGGAGGAAGAGAGCGUGAUCACUGCACAGCGCGAUAUGCGUGAUCACUACGUAGUGCGUUUCGAGGAGGCUUCAGCUGCUUCUGGCGCAGAGAAGCCCGCAGGAAAUGUACUUUUGCGCGCGUCCGAGUCGGAAAUUGUGGCUAAAUCUGAGGAUGCGCCUGCAGGCGCCUUGCGCGGCAUGGUGGGGCGCGGAUCUAAGGCCAUGCGCGCGUGCGCGCCGUCCCCGAUGAAGCCCGCCGCCGCGCGGGAGCCGUUGCCGGUGCAGGCGAGCGCAGCUGGGACUCAUCGAGGCUCGAGUGGGAGUGCGAGCAGCGCGCGCAGCUCGAAUGACACGAAGCAGCAGCAGCUGCGGGAGUGGCAGCAGCAGCGUCAGCUGGCUGUGGCGGCCAAAUCCCGGCCGUCGGCCAGCGCAACCGCAGGAGGACCCCCCAGGGCGGCUGUUCGGGCUGGUGCGAACAUCGGAGGGAAGCCUGGUGUGGGUCCGGGAGCAGUGGCGGCGAGAGCAGGGGUGCCUAAAUCCACGAGUCACUGCACGAGUACGAGUCUCGUUCCCGCUGGCCGCUCCCUGGUGCACGGUGGUGCGUCGUCUGGCGUGGGGGGGUCCGGGCUGGACGUGCUGCGAACGUCGUCUACUCGCUCCACUGGGACGUCUACCGAUGCAGGGAAACGCGUGGGGUUUGUGGGUGUAGGGAGUGGGCACGGCGCGGCUCACGGCAAGGGUUCCGUCGCAGCUGCUGCUGGUUUUGCCUUCUCCGCUGCUGCGAACUCUACGACGGCGAAGGUUGCGACUGCUGUUGCUCGCACAGUGUUUUCGGCGAAACCGCGGACGCUUAGCAAGGAUUCGAAGGCUGUGAGCACAGAGGGAUCUGCAGGUGCCUCACAGGGUAGUACCAGCGGAGCGGUUGGUGCUCCCAGUGCGGCCGGUGCUUCCAGUGCGAGUGGCCUGUUUGGGCUCAAGUUCACCGCGGGAAAAGCGGAUGAUCGUGCGGCUGUCAAGAAAGGCGCUCCUGCUGCUACCUCCAGGCGGGUCAGUGGCGUGGGAGCGAGGAAGGCGCGGUUUGGUUUCGGUCUCGGCGGGAAGGCAGCACCAACUGCCAAGGAGAAAGAGGAGGAAGCGAAGGAGAAGGCGGGUUGCGGCAGUACUAGUCAGGCACUGGCAGUGGGGCAAGGGGGAGCGAAGCGGGUGGCAGCAGACAGUAAAGUGGCGAGCGGGAAGCAGAUGGUGGUGAGCAAGGGAGGUGCUCUCGCCAAGGAGAAAGCGCCGGGUGCGUCGACGUCCCCUCUCGCGGCGGCGCUGAAAGUGGCCGCUAACCACUCGAAGCUGCUGGGACUCGCCUCCAGGAUUCCUGUUCCGAAAACGACUGGAAGGUUUGGGUUUGGCGGGAGCUCGUCUAACGCGAAGGCUGGCGCGGGGAAGGAGAGUGAGAAAGCAGCGGGGAGAGGGGUGCACGGUUCGGGUUUGGGUGGUAAGGUCGAGGCGACGCACGGGCGCGCUGGACAGCAGAAGACGCAGCAGGCCCACGCAGGGCCUUCCCAGACCAAAAUCGAGGCUGUCACCCCUCGGGCGAGUCGAGAGAGCAAUGCAUCACACAGAAGCAGCUCGUCGCAGCAUAGCAACACGGUGCACGCGACCAACACGCCCCGCGCGAGUAACACGCCGCACACGAGCAGUACGCUCCGCGCGAGCAGCAGCGCGCAGAAGAAGCCGUCGCCGCGGGUGGAGAAGAAGGCGGGCAGCGGCACCCACUGGGUGCCAGGCGGCGUGGCUCAGCCGUCCGCGCUCGCCGCGGCGGAUGCUGCGUUCUCCGCCAUGUCCACCCCGCGGAGCAGCGAUGCGGGGCAGCAGCUCAGCCGGGAAAGGGCGGGAGAGAAACAUACGGGCAACGACGGGCAAGAGGAGCAGCAGCAGCAGGAUGAGGAAAAGAGGCAGUCUGUGCACCCUGGGGGGGUGCUGACGGUUGCGAUGGGAACGCUGGCGGAGCAGGGUGAGUGUGCCGAUGAGAAGGAUGUUGGAGGGGAGUUCGGUACGGUGCAGGGAGGAGGCGAGGGUGGGGAGAACGCGGCAGAUGAGGGGCACAAGAUGCCUGGCGGCAAGAGUGGGAGCGAGAGCGAGAAAGGGAGGAAGGGGCUGUCGCUGAAGGCGAUUGGGGCGUUUGUUGCUGGUGGGAGCCCGUGGAAGAAAUCAGCCAGGAAGGUGGCAGCAGAGAGGGAGAGAGAGGAAAUGGAGGAAGCUGGGAAUGAGCAGAAGGAGAGGAGUGGGUCUGUGGUGUGCACUCCACAGAAGGCGCCAGGAAGGGCAGGGCAGGUGGAGGAGGGCGAGAGGGGUGCGAGUAUUGAGACGGUUGAGAAGGAGGGGGAAAGGGGGGCGUGGGCGAGCACAGAGAAGGUGGGCGAGUGGGUGGGCGAGGUGCUUGAAACCGCUGGGACGCCAGACGGCUCAGAGCAGCUCAAGACAGACCUCUUCAAAUCCAACCUCGCCAAGAAAGACCUCUUCAAAGGGGCCUUUCCCAAGCCAGAUUUUCCCCAGGCACCUCUCACCAGCGCGAUCGAGCAGCCUUCUGAGGCAGCUCAGAAUCAGAAGCAGAAGCAGCCUGUCUCGAGCUCGAGCCUGCAGUCUGCUGCGUCAUCCUCUGAAGCAGGCAUGUACACUGCUCCUGCCUCGCCUGAGGCUGAGGAGGAGGGCAAGGACGGGCAGGAGGGCGACAGCAGGAGCAUACUUUCUCAGAAGGGUGACGGCACGAGCAGGGGCAGGUCGCUUGGUGCGUCUGGCAGGGGAAUGUUCACUGCUCCUGCGUCUCCUGAGGCAGAGGUGGAGGGGGGAGGGGAGAUGAAGGAGGAGGAGGAGGAGGCAGGGGAGGUUACUCCCCCUGGGAGUGGGGAGAAGCAGGGGGGAGGGGCGGAGAGGGCAGAGGCAGCUGUGGGAGCUCAAGGCGAGGAUUUGGAUCCGUUCAUGAGGAAGGUUCUGGAGGCAGAGGCGCUGGGAGUGGUGAGUGCUGGGAGUGGUGAGGCAGAGGCGCUGAGAGUGCUUUCGCUGCUGCUGGUCGCUGGUUGUGUUUUCCUUCAGGUUGCUCUUGAGAAGAAAGGAGGGAGGGUACUUAACUCGCCACUGAUGACCAAGCAGCCAUUACCACCCAGAAAUCCCUGGUCACCGGUGCGCAAGGCAGAGGUGGGCCCGUAUGAUUGCACCAAGAGGUCCCUAGCGGCCUCUCUGGACAGCUUCUCCCUCCCCGCCAGCAGCUCUGGUGCUUCCAACUUCUCAGUUACUGGCAGGAUCGGCAGUGGUAGCAGUACUGGUGGGUUUCCAGGAAUGGGGAAUGCCGGGAUGCGCAUGUCCUACGGGCACUAA